AUGGGGGAUGUUCUUCGUGCUGAAAAACGAUCUGUAAAAACCAAGAGCUGGAACGUCUUCAUCAGUGAAACGCUCCUCCGCUCCCCUCCUCUGGAAACAGAUUCUAAAGAAAUAGACAAGAAGCGAGCCAGAGUGAAGAACAGCGAAGGGGGGGAUGUGCCACAGAAGUACUUUGUGGUUACGAACAACCAUCACAUACGGGUGAAAUACUUGUUGGUGUAUUCGCAGAAACAGCAUCGGAGGCCUGCCAGUCGGUCUUGGGUUUCCAAACACUGCUUUGGCAUCACAAUGACUUUCUACCUGCUCUUGUUGGUUGCCAUCGGAGCCUGCAACAGCCCAACUUUUGCCUACUACUGGAGCAAGAUUUUCAACGCAGAACAUUGAGAGCCUGGCCCUGUCGGGGAUGCCGACUUCUUACCAUGUGCCUUCGUGUGAGAUGUACAGUUUUUGUGAGACUUCCAACUCCAAACCUCCAGGGAGGGGCAACCGGGGGCGAAGAAGGGAUGAGCUGAGUGGCUUAGACUUUCUUAAACUUCCAAGGUGGGAAAGCCACCCCGACCCCCCCCCCCCAAUAAUAUCAGCCUGUGUGUAGACCAAGUGACUUCAGCAGCUUGCAUCCCCCCCCCCCCAACCCCAUGGUAGCUAACUCCCAAGGGGGUCAGAGAAGAGAAGGGUGGUUUGUUUUUUCCCACAAGAUGGUUCAUGCGCAGGGUUGUUGUGAGAAAAAAAAAGGAGGCCAACAAUGUCAGCUGCUUUGGGUACUGUCGGGGAGAAAGAUAGGGUAUAAAUGAAGUGAAUGAAAUAAUACAGUAAAAUUCAGCAAGGGGUGCGUUCAAACAAAAAGUGCACGCGUGCGUAAACGUGCCUGCCCUUGGGAAGGAUAUUGCUGCAGGUCUGUGGACGUGGUUCAGACUGGGUUUGCACGGCUGGGCUGCCCUGUUUUUCUUAAAGGCCCAUGCCGCAGAACGCAGUGAGAAAAAUGAACGAUUCCUGUUCACCACCACCACCACCCCCAAUCAAUUUUCAGCUUGCCUCUCUGAAAGAGAACAGGAUUGGCAGGGGCUUUUGUCCAUGGAAGGAGUAACUUUACUCGCAGGUUGCGGCUUUUCCAUUUACUGGCCGCCUCGGGUGCGCGUUCUGCUUAAAGGGCCGCAGGGCGGAAAUGUUUCUCACUUUGAUAUGGACUCUUCCCACCACCUCUCCCGUGUUCUUGAACCAGAUCCAUAAUUUGUGAGCAUUGCAGGCCCCACAUGCCCCUUUGCACCUCUCACAAAGAACUGUACCUCCGGCUGCAUAUCCUCGGCUUCCUUGCAGGAAGAGGAAAUUACCUCAUAGCGAAACGGGGGUGCUACCCCACCUGAGCUAAAUAAGUGCCAGCUCGUGUUUUGCUGCUCCAGGGCGCCAGGCGUCGGAUCUUUUCAUCAGUGCAAUAGAUGAAGCAUAAUUCUAUUUUCCUAUCUAUUUUUUAGGAUUGUUUUUUUUUGUUGGGGGUCUGAAAGACAAUAAAAAUGUCAGCCAACGGGUUUGUUGGUUUGUUUAUAAAGCCUGAA
Messenger RNA from Sphaerodactylus townsendi, 1550 nucleotides. RefSeq names its product protein mono-ADP-ribosyltransferase PARP16-like. The record is from RefSeq and is a predicted model, not a curated record. The transcript has 4 exons. The coding region runs from base 1 to 384 and encodes 127 amino acids. Lineage: Eukaryota; Metazoa; Chordata; Lepidosauria; Squamata; Sphaerodactylidae. Gene Ontology annotation, molecular function: NAD+ poly-ADP-ribosyltransferase activity.